CAAUGGUCUAGAAGUUGUAUUCGCGGGCGGAGGGGAGAAAUGAUGUCUCAAGACCACACUGACCCUAAGUACCAGGGGGAAACUGGGGAGAGAUUAGACGGAAGAAAUCUUAUCAAUGAAUGGGUCAACAAGCACUCUAACUCCCUCUGUGUUUGGAAAAAGACAGCAUUUGACCAGAUUGACGUGGAAAAGACUGAUCAUGUGAUGGGUGAGGUUUCUCUACGUACACUUUAUACAAGAAAGAAUGAGCUGAAUCACACGUUAACGCCGAGGACGUCAUAGUUGCAUGUUUAACCACCUCAAAAUAGUAUAUGGCGGGUUUAACAGUCUAAACCACGUACAAUAGCACAAGACUUUACCGUAAUGAGAUUCCAAUGCAUUUUACUUAUGAGAUAGAGACAAACGGCUAUAUAAUCAUUGGCGUUUAUUUAACCCUGAGGAAGUUAAUGAGAUUCCUGCGCAAAAAAAGAAGCAGCCGGUUUCUACUUCUCCCUAACCAAAUAACGUGUACGUUUUAGUUGUUGGCGAGCUUUAAAAUUAGAUCAUUUUCUCACACACAGAUUACACGCUUAUUAUUGCAACCGCUGACCACUCACACGUAUUCACUGUUGGUGGCUACCCAAAACUAGGAAAUCCGAUCUUUGGUGUGGUGAGGGACAUUUACGAUAACAAACCACACCUUGGCAGUGAUGAGAAACCAUUCACCACUCUAGGAUAUGCCAAUGGACCUGGAGGGGUUAAUGGUAGCAGGGAAAAUCUCACAGGGGUUGAUACAGCUGACAAAGACUUUCUUCAACAAGCCACGGUAAUGAGGUACAAGGAAAUUCAUGGCAUUGAAGACGUAGGUAAGUGUUUUAGUGGUCUUAAACUCCUAUUAAAUUUCUAGGAAACUGAGUGAAAAAAAAAAUAGGCCAAAUUAGGUUUCAUAUAUUAGUUUGACAGCAUCGCGUAGAAUGCCCGGUCACAUCCGGGAAUUUAACAGGCUAGAGCCGCAUUCGAGCCACGAUUUGGUCUUUAAAAUAUGGCGGAAUAAUAAGACUGAAGCGACUUUCGGAGUUUUUUGUCUCUGAUUGUGAGUUACUCGUAACCAAAUCUCAGUGGGUACCACCGGAAUAUUUAUAUCAAGAAACAUCAAAUUCAAGAUCUUACCUUCGAUUAAGGCCAGUUUAUCGGAUUUCACUGGGUUUUUCGCGCUAAAAACCAACCAAAAAAUCGCCAUUUUUGUAUGCAUUUUCACCUGCGUAGACUUUCGCGGAAAGAUUACAACCAAAGUCUGCAGAAAUCUCGAACGGUACCACCUGAUAUUGUGACAUCUCUUGUCUGCCUUUAAAACCAUCACAGUCUUUAAAACCAAGGAUUGUGAUAAAAACUUUUCUUUUUUUUGUUUAUCUUUGAAUUUGACCUGAACCAGUGAGGGAUAGCCAGCGCGAAGAAAAUUUCCAGAAAACUUCUUUGAAAGCCAGAAAAAAAAUUUCCGCGUUUCGGCCGCCAUCUUUUUUUUUUUUUUUUUUUUCAAACUUGUUUCCAGUACUCUUUGACCGUUUUAUCGUUUUUACCUCAUGUAUGCUUCAUUCAGAAGUGUCACGGCUGAAAACGGCAAAAUACUAACCCCUACCCGGACGGGAAAUUUUUUGUUCAUCUCAAUGGACCCGGAUUUCCACGCGACGGGGCAAAUUCGAAAAACAUCACUGCUAUCUUGACUUAGACUUAUGAAUUUCCUUGCAGUGGUACCUUUUCAAGUAAAUAUAAGUAUGUAAACGAGAGCUCCGCCCUUAGGCUUCGCUAAAUCAUGUUCUUAGUAUAGACAGUGCUGGCAAUCAUGACAAAGAGAACAUUAAGACGUUACUUUAAUUUCUAAUGGAAACGUCCGUACACGAAUACUUUAUUUAAAUUGUGGACCGGUGGACCUGGAAUGAAUCUGAAUCCUCUGCAGUGUAUUCGCUGGUUUUUAAGGCAUGUUAUUCGCUUUACUUGACAGCCGUGUAUUUUGUCCUUGUACCUGAAAAUCAUUUCCACAAAUAGGGCUGUAUGUUAAAACCUCCUCGUUUAUACGUUCAAGCUGUUUGUUUGUUUCGUGCGUUCAGCCAGUACCGUUUUGGGGCAAAAAGGGUCGCUAUGAAUUAUUUAUUGCCACUCGUUUCUUGAUCUUGAGUUUGAGCUACUGGUCAGGCAACCAUGUAUUACUUUGUGUUGCACAAAGUAAUACAUGCGGGCAUAAUGCAAAAUUAUAAUUCUUUCGUGGCAGUUUUCUUUUUUGAUCUAGUCAAUGAAGUUUUGCCUAAUUUUCCGUUGCACUACUUCAGGUAUAUGCGCGGACGGUCCUGGAGCCUACUUAUUUCAUGGUGUUGUGAAACAGCAGUACAUCUUCCACGUGAUGGAUCACGCCUUGUGUUUAAGUGACAGCAAACAAGGGACAUGUGAUAAGCACGUGACAAGGGGGGGUCCAGUCACAAGUGAUUCUAGUAAA
Molecule: messenger RNA, 2467 nt
Organism: Porites lobata
Lineage: Eukaryota; Metazoa; Cnidaria; Anthozoa; Scleractinia; Poritidae
Source: the annotation of a GenBank genome assembly